Naegleria gruberi is the source of this 735-nucleotide messenger RNA. RefSeq lists its product as uncharacterized. The coding region runs from base 1 to 735 and encodes 244 amino acids. The transcript has a single exon. The record is from RefSeq and is a predicted model, not a curated record. Lineage: Eukaryota; Heterolobosea; Eutetramitea; Acrasida; Naegleriidae.
AUGUUUCUAACUUCCUUCGCUAGUAUGAUCAGUUUUACCUUGUUCUUUCUGGUCAUCGUCAAAUCGUUGGGAUGGAUUUUGAAAAAGCAAUUCCCAAAUCUUCGGAAAUAUGAAACAUCCAUUAGAAAAAUCAUUUCUUUUAACAACACUCUAUAUGGCAUACUUUCUGGAGUCUAUUGCAUAUCAUUUGUGUUAUUCCAUCAAAAACCACAGUCAAGUGAUCUAUUAAUUUAUAUCUAUUACUUGUCCAAAAUUUAUGAGUUUCUUGAUAUUGUGUUGGUGAUUAUUCUGAAUCAUGCCAAGAAGAGUGAUGAAGGAUUGAGUGGUCACUUUGCCAUUCAUCACAUCACUACUCUCAGCUUGGUAUGGGCUUGUUUCUAUGCUCCUUCUUCAAUGAUUAUGCAAGAAGACAGACUGUUGAACAAGAAGACUCUGUUGGGAGAAAUUCAUGUGGCUCCAAUUGUAACUAAUACUUUCCAUCACUUUCUAAUGUAUAUCCAUUUGGGAGGUUAUAUUAAAAUGUUUGGGAGAUUGUUGCCUUGGAGUGGUGGACUUCAAUUGGUUGUUGGUGUAUUGGCAGUAGGAUCUCAAGUAUUUGAAAAGAUUUUCCUUUAUGGGAAGUGGAAUAUUCAAGCUGAAGUUUAUGUUUGUGUAAUGUAUGUCAUUUACUUUUGUUGUCACAUUCGAGAUGUGAGAGCCAGUAGUGCCCCACCUAAAGAAAAUGAUUCCAAAUAA